Fusarium tjaetaba is the source of this 2049-nucleotide messenger RNA. RefSeq lists its product as uncharacterized. Lineage: Eukaryota; Fungi; Ascomycota; Sordariomycetes; Hypocreales; Nectriaceae. The coding region runs from base 1 to 2049 and encodes 682 amino acids. The record is from RefSeq and is a predicted model, not a curated record. The transcript is spliced from 2 exons.
AUGUUGGGUUGGAUGUUGAGACGCGGCGAGAACGCGCCAGAACCGGUCAAUGAUGGAGAUACCACCCAAAUUGACCAGCCCGACACCCCCGCGCCUGUUUUCGCUGCUAGAGCAUUCAAGAGUGCAUUGUUUGGAACUCCAGCACGACCUACCAACCAAAGUACAAGAGCUGUAGCAAAAGACAGAAAUGACAAGACAGCUCAAAUGUCUCGGACCCCUCCUCGACCACAAGGGAUCCUUUUGACCCCAGGUACCGGGACUACGAGACGAAAGCGCGUAUCUUUUGGACAAGACGUCAAGAAGAAUAACAAUCUCAGCAAGGAGCCAGAAGCGCGCCAACGAACCCGGCUAAACGACGCUUUGGAAAAGGCCUCCAAAUCGGUAAAUCAGAAGAACACAACACAGCAAGACCAGGAUGACUCUUCAGAUGAGUGGGAAGAAGCUGAUGACGAGGACUACUGCACACACGACAUUACGGUUGAUCUUAACGAGCCUCAUUCGCAGUCGGGCAGAUAUUGGAAGGAGGAGUUUGAGAAAUACCACGAAGACGCCAAGGCCGAAAUGGAGAAGCUCCUCAAGUACAAGCAACUGGCGAAAUCAUAUGCCAAACAAAAGGAUGCCGAGGCAAUUGAGCUCGCAGUUAAGCUCAAGGAAGAACAGCAAAAAGUGAUUGAGAUGGAAAGGCAGAUUGCCGAAGGUGCUUCCAAGAUAGCCUCGAAGCGAGUCGACAGAUCAGACGAAGUCAGCUCCGAGCUUUUAUCGACACUCACGAAGCAGACAGCCCUGGCUGUGCAGUAUCGAACACGCGUCCAAGAGCUUGAGGACCAACUUGAGGAGUUCCUUCGAGAGCGGGAAGACGAUGCCGAUGCCGAUCCCAAAGACCGCAAGCGACGACAAGCGACAUCACCCAGGACGCAGAAAACGCUUAUCGAGACACAGCGCGAACUGAGGCGAGCCCGAAUGCAGGUCAAGGAAGUUGGCGAACUUCGUCAGCAGAUAUCUUCUCUGAAGAGUCAGCUCAGAGCGGCGGAGAAGCGUGCUACCAAGGCCGAGGCAAUGAACGAGACGAAGACUACACAAGAAAAAACCGAAGUUGAAUCGGUGCGCGAAAGUUCACGAGCACAGGAAUUGCGCGCCCAGCUUCGUGAAGCAAGAGAAGACAACAAGAAGAAAGAUGAGGAGCUACGACAACUAAAACAAGAAUUCGAAGCCUAUCGUAAUGAAACUCAAGCCCACAAUGCGGACACAAAUGGAGUUUUGGAACGGGCACACACUAAGAUUGCGGAACUCAAGAAGGAAAUCAGGAUCCUCAAGGCUGGGGACAAUGAUGCUCCUGAGCAGCAAGACAACGCAACUCGGCCUAAGAGCUGGCAUGUUCAGACAGACUCGGGGCAUCUGGCAGACGAGACCUCAAAGCCCAGAAACAUCGAUGUGGGUGACAACCCUAAGAAUCCAAGGCAUAUGGAACGACGAAGUUUUGACUUGACCGAGUUUGGCAAUGAGACCAUGGAGCUCAAGGCCACAGACCCAAACGUGCCCUCAUUACGCCAAAAGUUUCACGAAGAUGCUGUGCCAAAGGUUACUAGAUCGGAUAUCGGCACGUCAAAACCAGUAUCGUCAAGUCUUGGUGAUAAGCCAGACAUUGGCCGGCCUAGAUGGCAGCCAUUUGUUCCGCGAUCACCAAGAAAUAGGGCAUAUCUUGGCGAAGAAAUCACCAAGCGGAUUGAGAACGGAGGUGCGACUCCCGGCCGAACUGGCCUGGAAGACAUCGCCGCGCCUGACCUGCCCGCGCUGGCCAAGUCAAUCGCUCGCUCGAAGCGCAUUACAUCUGCCGAGAAACCUGAAGAAAGAAUCGACUUACUCCACGACCAGUAUGCACGUGUAGGGGCCCCAGGUUCCAACAAAAGCGCAUUGACGGCCAACGCGCCAAAGAGCGUGCUGCCGCCUGAGCGUAGAGCUGCUGCGAUUGCAAGAAUUGAACAAAGAAUGGCGGAGAAGAAACGAGCGCGUGGAAGAAAGGCAUAUGAUAAGGAGAAUGUCCGACCUUGA